Messenger RNA from Cyprinus carpio (common carp), 1448 nucleotides. RefSeq lists its product as uncharacterized. NCBI's taxonomy places the organism in Eukaryota, Metazoa, Chordata, Actinopteri, Cypriniformes, Cyprinidae. Gene Ontology annotation, molecular function: structural molecule activity. The record is from RefSeq and is a predicted model, not a curated record.
GAGGUGAUGGUGGUGGUCAUGUGACGCGGCUCUCGUGAAGGUGGCACACAGACACAGGGAAGAGCGCGACACUUCAUACACCUCUCCAACCGAGUUCAACACAACAGCAACAAUCAUGUCUAUUAGCCGGAAAAACUGGUCUGCUUUGUCAACGCUGGCUCGACAGUGGACUGUGGAGGAUGAGGAAGAGGUGGAGAGAGAGAAGAGGAGGAAGACAAGGGAGUCUACAGCAGACUCGGAUGAAAGUCCCACUGAAGAGACCAAACCACAAACCAGUAGUGUUAGCGGGCCUGCUGAUGCUGGCGACUCUGGCGGCGGUGUGGCCCAGCUGCAGAUGGACUUUGUGGAGAUGUUGCGAGUCCGUGAUGAACGGAGGAGGAUGAGGCACGUUGAAACCCUGAGGAAGAAUAAGGAGGAAGAUGAUGGGGGCAAAGAGACCGGCCCGGAUGUGGAGCCCCAUGUGGAGCUGCUGGGGGAAGAGCAGGACGAGGAACUCUUCAAGAACAUUCAGCGAUGCGUGGAGACAUUCAUGUCACCAGAACCUCCCAUCAACUCCAAAGACUCAGAGACACACGAGAAGGAAGAAAAUGGAGGCACGAACCAAGAUUCAACAUCAACAAACUCCCAACCCCCCUCAAAAGCAUCCAGAAAGUUUGUGAGCUCUCUCUCCAUCUCCUUUGAUAAGAGUCCCACAUCACCCCCAGCAACCAGCAGACUGGUUUCUCCUCUGAGCCCCAAGUCUCCGCCCCCUCAGUCCCCGAGGGCGGAGUCACCUCACAGCCCCACCCAUUCAGGCUCAAUGAGCCCCACACCGAAUGGAGACGCAGCGAGACAUGAAAAUGGGUCACCGAGCAAUUUCGAACCAACUGCGAAACCUGCGUUCACACGCCAGAGCUCCAGAACGGUGUCCUUCAGGAUGAUGAAGAAGAAGGAAGAAGAAAACAUGCCGCUACAGAGAAGUGCAAGUGUGCGGAUUGCAGCGAAGACCUUUGAAUCCAAUGAGGGAUCCAAACAAGAGGAGGAGCAGCAGACCCCGUUUCAGAGAAACUCCCGACAGAGGUUAUCAUCUCACUCCAUUCAGGAGAAAAUGGAACGACUGGCUCAAGCCUCACAGAAAUGGGAAAUAUCCAAAUCCCCAGUGGUGCACCAGACUGUGUGUUUAGCGGAUGAGGUGUCAAGGAAGAGGGAGCUGUUUGAGAAAGAACAGGAGGGAUCCGACAGAAGCCAUGUGUUCUCCAAACAGGAAUUCCGCAACUUUUCUUCAGGAAUCUCUGAUCGGAUUAAUCGCUGGGUUCAGAAGAAAACAUUUACUGUGUCAUCAUCAUCCCCAUCAUCAUCAUCAUCAUCUCAUAGUCCUUUGGAUCUGAGACAUGUGAGCAUCUCCAGUAAGAAAAGUUUGUUUGAAAGAGGACAAGACCAGGACCCCAAGUGACACUCUCACGGAUAAA